Molecule: messenger RNA, 3738 nt
Organism: Prunus armeniaca (apricot)
Lineage: Eukaryota; Viridiplantae; Streptophyta; Magnoliopsida; Rosales; Rosaceae
Source: the annotation of a GenBank genome assembly
AUGGGAGAGGCUUAUCUUGUGGCAUUCCUUCGAGUGCUGGUCGACAAGUUGGCGAGUCGUGAGGUGUUCAAGUACUUUGGACUCAUAAAGGGCGUCGACCAAAAGCUGCAGAAAUGGACUGCCACCUUGUCUGCAAUUGGAGCGGUUCUGAAUGAGGCGGAGGAGAGGCAACUAAUUACCGAGAGCAAGCCGCUGAAGCUUUGGCUGGAUGAUCUCAGGGACUUAGCUUAUGACGUGGAAGACGUAUUGGACAAAUAUGCUACUAAAAUGCUCAGACGGGAGAUAGAGCUGGGACAUUAUGCCGGCACCGCAAGAAGGGUCUGGAACUCAGUUCCUAAUGGUGUUUUCAACUACAAAAUAAACUCAAAAAUACAGAAGAUAACUGAGCGUUUACAAGAGAUAUCUCAGCGAAAGGACCAGCUUAGUUUGAAUAUCAUUACUGGGACGACGUCGUCCACUAAGGCACGUCAAAAUUUACCUCCCAGUUCCAGUCAACCAGAUGGACCUGUGAUUGGAAGGGACGAAGACAAAAGGCGGGUCGUGGAAUUUCUGUCGAAACAAGAGCGUGGUGCUGUCAAUUUCGAUGUAGUUGCCAUUGUUGGUAUGGCUGGAGUCGGAAAGACAACACUUGCUGCACAAGUGUUCAAUGAAAUUGAUGCAACCCAGCAAUUUAGACCGACUGCUUGGGUAUGCGUGUCUGAUGACUUCAACCUAGAAAGAGUGACAAAGCAAAUUCUCGAAGCAGUCACAUCCAAACACUAUCCUACAGAAGAUUUCAAUCAGGUUCAACAGUAUCUGCAUACGGAAUUAGCUGGGAAGAAGUUUUUAAUUGUUUUAGAUGAUGUUUGGGGCACAUGUAGCUAUGGUCUAUGGAUGAAACUGCAGUCCCCCUUUCGCACUGGAGCAGCAGGAAGCAAGAUAAUUGUGACAACGCGUGAUGCAGAAGUUUCGAAAAUGAUGGGAGCUGGCACUCUAAUUCAUAAUUUGGAGCCUAUGUCAAAUGACGUUUGUUUUGAAGUAUUUGAGCAGCAUGCAUUCAGUAAUGUCAACAGAGCUAUACCACCAAAUUUCGAGUCACUCAAGGAGAAAAUUGUUGCAAGAUGCAGUGGAUUGCCUUUGGCUGCUAGGACUCUUGGCGGCCUUUUACUUCGUAAAGAGAUGAAUGAAUGGGAGGAAAUAUUGAACAACAAAUUAUGGAGUCUAUCAAAUGAGCGUGACAUACUUCCGGUAUUAAGAUUAAGCUAUCACUACCUUCCUUCACAUUUGAAAAGAUGCUUUGCCUAUUGUUCGAUACUUCCAAAUGACUAUGAAUUUUGUGAGCAGCAAUUGAUUCUUCUGUGGAUGGCAGAGGGUUUGAUUCAACCACAACCAGAACAUAAUAAGCAAAUGGAAGAUUUAGGAACUGACUAUUUUCAGGAGCUCUUAUCGAGGUCAUUAUUUCAGAAAUCAAGCAAUAAAUACAAUUCAACAUAUGUAAUGCAUGACCUCGUUGUUGGUCUGGCAAAGUGGGCAGCAGGAGAUAUUUGUGUUAGAUUGGAGGAUAAGCAGAAUAGCGAUCAUGUACAACAUGGAUGUUUUACGGAGGCCCGCCAUGCGUCAUACAUUUCUGGUAAGUAUGAUGCGGUUAAAAGAUUUGAGGCAUUUUCUGAAGUGAAACAUUUGCGAACCUUCCUACCACUUUCAGGUGAUUAUCCUUCGAAUUAUCUAAGUCGUAAGGUUACUUUUGAUUUAUUGCCAAAAUUGCAAUACUUGCGUGUGCUUUCUCUCAAUGGCUAUCGAGUGACUGAGCUGCCAAAUUCAAUUGGUAAUUUGAAGUAUCUCCGGUAUCUUGAUCUUUCUCACACAUGGAUAAAAAGUUUGCCUGAAUCAACAACCACUCUUUUCAACUUACAGACACUGAUAUUGGAAGGUUGUCGUUAUUUGAAGGCACUACCUAUCAACUUGAGGAAUCUAGUGAAUCUGCGUCAUCUCAACAACUCAAGUGUAUCUUCACUGAAACCAAUGCCUCCGCAACUAGGUCGGUUGACAAAUCUACAAUCUUUGCCUAAUUUUGUGGUGGGUAAAGGUAGUGAUGAAUCAGGGAUAAGAGAGAUAGGAUCCCUAUCCCAUCUCCGAGGGACAUUAUGGCUCUCAAGGUUGGAGAAUGUGAUCGAUGCUGAGGAUGCACGGAAGGCCGACUUAAAAUCCAAGGAGAGAGUAGAUAAAUUGGUGCUAGAAUGGUCGGAUAACACACAAGAAACGCAAUUAGGCGUGCUUGACAGAUUAGAACCUCAUAGAAUGCUUGAAAGUCUCAUCAUCAGGGGUUAUGCUGGAUUAGAAUUUUCAACAUGGAUUGGAGAUCGUUUAUUCUCCACUAUGGUGCAUGUACACUUAGACAAAUGUAAAAAUUGUCAAAUCUUGCCACCACUUGGGCAACUGCCUUUGCUCAAAGAACUUUAUAUUAGAGGAAUGGCUGCAGUGGAAAGUGUUGGUCCUGAGUUUUAUGGGGAGGGUAGCUUGCCUUUUCCAGUACUAGAGACUCUUGAGUUUGAGGAUAUGCAACACUGGAAGAAAUGGGUUCCUUUUGUAGGGGAUCAGGGAAUUGGUGUUUUCCCUUGCUUGAAAUUGCUUUCAAUCAUAAAUUGUCCUCAAUUGGAGGGUAAGGUGCCCGAGAACCUUGAUUCAUUAGAAACACUUAGAAUUAUUGAAUGCCAGGAAUUGGUGAUUUCAAUUUCCAACUAUAAACAAAUUGGUGCAUUAGACAUUGACGGUUGCAAAGCGGUGGUGAAGACAAGUGGCGUUGAGUUUGAGUUAUUAAAUUCCUUGAGACUUUCAAAUAUUUCAGAGGUGAGGUUCCAAACAGGGGAAUUCACCAAAGGAUUAAGGAAGGUUGCGAAUUUGACGAUUGGCGGAUGUGAAGAGCUGACAUCUUCACUGAAGAAUGAGGAUAGAGUAUUGCAACACUUGAUUUCUCUUCAUCGUUUGGUUAUUAAAGGCAACUCUUCCCUCCUUCAAAAGCUGGGAAAAGAAGCAGAGGAGUUGCUGCAAUUGCAAAUGUUGACUUGCAAGCUUAAAUAUCUAGAAUUAUACAACUGUGCAAGUCUUUCGAAGGUACCAGAAGGGUUGCAUCACCUAACGGCUCUUCAAGACCUUAAAAUAGUUGGAUGCUCAAGUCUGGUUUCUUUUCCAGAUGUUGGUCUGCCUCCUUCCCUUCAAGACCUUAAAAUAGUUGGAUGCUCAAGUCUGGUUUCUUUUCCAGAUGUUGGUCUGCCUCCUUCCCUUGAAGUCAUAAGCAUUGAGGAGUGCGAUUCGUUGCUGUAUUUUGCAAAAUACCAGAUUCCCCCAAAUCUAAGAAGAAUACAGAUAGUGCAGUGUAAAAGUUUGAAAUCAUUAGUAGAGAAAGAGGAGGAUAGUUCUUCGUCUUCCUCUUCUUCUCCUAUUUCUCUUGAGCACUUGCAAAUACGGGGAUGUGAAUCUCUAACGUCGUUAUCAUUGAGAGCCAAGGCGCUUAAAAGCCUUGACAUAUGGAAUUGUGAAGAGCUGCAGUUACUAACGUCCGAUGGGUUAGCCCACGACAACACUAAUUAUUGUCUUGAAUAUAUUAGCAUCUGGUCUUGCCCAAAUCUUAACUCGUUACCGGAGGGCCUAUGCCACCUCACCAAUCUUCAAACUUUAAAGAUUUAUGAUUGUGGGAGUCUGGUUUCCAUCCCGAGCUUAAGGGUUUGCCUUCGCCAACAACAACAGCCGCCUCCAGCCUGA